AUGGCACCGCAAUUUGACGUCGCGGUGAUUGGAGCCGGCAUGGCCGGACUCGUCGCAGCGCGGGACCUCACAAAAUUUGGAUAUUCCGUCGUGCUACUAGAGGCUCGCGAUCGAGUGGGCGGACGAACCUAUCGGGGCGAGGCCUUUGGGACCGAGUUGGAACUCGGUGGAGGCUAUGUACACUGGACACAGCCGAACAUCUGGUACGAGAUGCAGCGCUACGGACUGACGGUACAGGCACCCAUGGAAGAAGGUAGAGCGAUCUGGUUAGCGGAUGGCAAGGUGCACACAGGCUCCCAAGAAGACUUCUUCGCCGUUGUGGGUCCUCUGCUCGCCCGGUUGUUCGCUGACGCCCGCUCUCGCUUCCCUAUUCCCCUACACCUGGCGGCAGUUGACAACUCGGACAUCGAGAAGACCUCCAUCGAGGACCGCAUCAACUCGCUAAACCUGUCACCUUACGAGCGGGAUGUACUGAAGGCUGCACUGGCCGGUGUCAUCCAUUCCUACGAGGAGCAGGGGAUCGCUCAGCUACUACAGGCCGUUGCAGCCUUCUUCGGCGAGUAUCACGCUUUCUUCGAGACAGCUGGCACGUGGGGUAUUGACGGUGGCACGAAGCAAUUGGCCAAAGCCAUACUAGCAGAUUCUACCGCUACCCUCCGACUCUCCACGCCUGUCACCACCAUAACUGACCAUGGUUCUGGGGUGACUAUCACUACGCGCACUGGAGAAAGGAUUCAAACCCGCUCCGCUAUUCUGGCGAUCCCCCUGAAUACCCUAGGUGAUGUGAAGAUCACACCGGAACUUCCCAAAGCUGCACGCUCGCUCAUCGACCGGAAGAACCCAGUGCGGGCGCACAAGAUCUGGAUCCGCGUCAAGGGCGAGGUUGAACCGUUCAGCAUCCUGGCCCCAGUCGGCGAAUCGCCUAUCAAUGCGGCAAGAACGGAGAAACGUUACGACGGGGACACUUUGAUCUUAUGCAUGUGUGCAGAUGCGAACUCCAUUGAUCCGAAGGACCGCAGCUCUGUGCAAAAGGAGCUCCGCAGGUUCAUUCCCGACAUCGAGGUGGUCGAUACAGCUUGUCACGACUGGGUGGAAGACGAGUUCUCCAAGGGAGCCUGGAUGAUGCACCGGCCGGGCACGUUCACAAAUGCUGGCCCUGAGAUUCGAAAGCCACACGGGAAUAUCCGCUUUGCUGGCAGUGACCUUUCGGCAAUUCAGCCGGGGUCCAUUGAAGGCGCGCUGGCCAGUGGUGCCGUCGCUGCCCGUGAUUUGUCCAUUGCAUUGUCGAGAGCACGCCUUUAG
This is a messenger RNA of Aspergillus alliaceus, 1302 nucleotides long. Its product is annotated as flavin monoamine oxidase family protein. The coding region runs from base 1 to 1302 and encodes 433 amino acids. The record is from RefSeq and is a predicted model, not a curated record. The transcript has a single exon. NCBI's taxonomy places the organism in Eukaryota, Fungi, Ascomycota, Eurotiomycetes, Eurotiales, Aspergillaceae. Gene Ontology annotation, molecular function: oxidoreductase activity.